UUGAUCUGUUUUUAUUAACAAAUAUGGGUCAUAGUAACAAGAUAAAUAAUAACAGAUUGUAAAUAAUCUUAUAUUUUAGUUUGCAAUUAAUUUGAUGUGUAACAGAUCUGAUCUAAUGAAUAUUAUAUUUUUAUAAUACGAUUGGAUAACUUGAUAGAUGUCCAUGCUAUAACUUUGGAACGAAAGGUGCAGCUGGAAUGGAGGAAUCGCCAUUUUUCGACUCCUAACAUUAGUGGAGUUGCUUCUUUUUCUUCUGAUAUGGCGUUUUCCUCCAAUUCUUGGUCUAUUACUUGCUUCUUAGUGAUUUUGCAGCUGUUAUCGAGUGGUAGCUUGUAUGCUGACGGAUGCUAUACCUCCAUCUUCAGCUUCGGCGACUCCCUAGCGGACACUGGCAACCUAAAACAAUUGGCCUCCAUAUCCGAUCAGGUCUUUUCGCUUCUUCUGCCGCCUUACGGAGAAAACUUCUUUGAUCAAUCCACCGGUCGUUGCUCCAAUGGCCGCCUCAUCAUCGAUUUCCUCGCUGAAAGCCUUGGAUUGCCAUUGCUACCACCGUUUCUGCACGACAAGGACAAUGUGGUGACAUGGGGACACGGAGUGAAUUAUGCUGUGGCGGGUGCGACAGCAUUGAAUUCAUCAAUUCUCGAAGCAAGAGGGAUUGUUAAUUCAAUGACAAAUGCAUCUUUAGGAGUUCAAUUAGAAUGGUUUAAACAAACAUUGCCUUCUCUAUGCAACAGCGUUUCAGAAUGUAGAAACUUAAUCGCAAGUUCUUUGAUCAUAAUGGGAGAGAUUGGAGGAAACGAUUACAACUAUCCAAUAUUAGCAGGAAAACCGAUCAAUGAGGUGGAACCAUUAGUUCCUCUUGUCAUUGAUACCAUCAUCUCAGCAAUCAAUGAGUUAAUCGAUAUGGGAGCUCAAACACUGGUUGUUCCAGGAAACUUUCCAAUCGGAUGCUCUUCAGCAUAUUUAACACUCUGUGGUUCUGAAAACAAGAUAGAUUAUGAUAACACAACUGGUUGCCUCAUCAAUUUAAACAAAUUUGCAGAAUAUCACAACGAACUGCUGCAAACGAAAUUAAAUCACCUUCGAGAGCUUCAUCCUAAUGUCGUAAUCAUGUAUGCUGAUUACUACAAUGCUGCCAUGCAAAUUUUCCUUUCUCCAGAUAAAUAUGGAUUCACAAACGGGGCUCUGAAGGCGUGUUGUGGAGGUGGAGGGCCUUAUAAUGUGAACGCAACGAUGGAAUGUGGAGUUUCUGCGAGUGUGUGUGAUGAUCCGGAUACGUAUGUUAAUUGGGAUGGAAUCCACUUAACGGAAUCGGCAUACAGAGUAAUUUCACGGAGUUUAUUUCAAGGGGCGUAUACUACACCCCAAUUUAAUUCCUUAUGUCCUGCUCCUACAUCAACAUCGACAUUACAAGUUGGAAACGGAUUAUGGAAUUCUGUCUAAAUCCUUUUUAUAUACACAUAAAAUAAAUGUUGUUAGCUUGUAAUUUUAAUGAUUACCGGAAUUACAUGUCUUGUACUUUAAUCUAGAAUCCGUUCUAAAUUCAAAUGCCACUUGGAGUACAA
This is a messenger RNA of Lactuca sativa (garden lettuce), 1565 nucleotides long. Its product is annotated as GDSL esterase/lipase At1g28590. NCBI's taxonomy places the organism in Eukaryota, Viridiplantae, Streptophyta, Magnoliopsida, Asterales, Asteraceae. Gene Ontology annotation, molecular function: hydrolase activity, acting on ester bonds. The record is from RefSeq and is a predicted model, not a curated record.